Messenger RNA from Saccostrea cuccullata (small rock oyster), 1350 nucleotides. The record is from the annotation of a RefSeq genome assembly. Lineage: Eukaryota; Metazoa; Mollusca; Bivalvia; Ostreida; Ostreidae.
GUGGGGUUAUUAUAUUUGAUUUUAGGUUCUUCUUUAAUGGUGUUGUUUUUAAAUAAAAAAGACCAGCUAAUGGCUGUUGUGAAUUUGAUAGCUUUCUGGUCAAUAUAUAGAAUUUCAAUAUGGUCCGGUUCUGGAAUUUCUUGAGAGUCUUAUGGGGAGUAUCUAAUUAAUGAUAUCUUUAGAGCCAGAAUGGUAACACUCACAUUUUGGGUGUGUGGUGUAAGGAUUUUAGCCAGCGGAUCUAUAGGAACAUUGCGAGGGGAUUACAUAAAAUUUGUCUGGCUAAUACUCCUACUUUGUGUUUUAUUAGUGGGCUGCUUCUUAGUGAAUAUGAUGUCUAUUUUUUACGUGUUAUUUGAAAGAACACUAAUCCCGAUAGUGGCAAUCAUUGCUAUUUGGGGGCAACAACCUGAGCGUAUUCCGGCAAUUCGUUAUAUAGGCGCUUAUACAGUCGGGGGUUCUCUUCCUUUGCUUUUUGUGGUUGUUUUUAUGGAGUGUAAGUUGGGGAGGAGAUUUCUCUGAUUUACAACCCCGAAAUUACACAUCGAUUGGUGAUUUUGAGUUAUGUGUUUUUCUGGGUUCUUGGUGAAAUUUCCUGCUUAUCCUUUUCACACUUGACUUCCUAAAGCCCACGUGCAGGCCCCUGUAGGAGGUUCAGUAGUGUUGGCUGGGAUUCUUCUUAAGUUAGGAGGUUACGGGAUUCUCCGAAUAAUGUCUGUAUUUUCCUACAGAUUAGAGAAAUUCGGGUUACUAGUAAUUUCAUUUUCUCUGACGGGUAGAAUUUAUGCAGCUUUAAUGUGUUCGCGACAGAGAGAUGUAAAGAAAAUAAUUGCUUACUCUUCAGUUUCUCAUAUAGCAUUUUGCAUUAUCGGGUUAUUUAGUUGUCUAGAGGUCGGUUUAAUCUCCGCUUUUAUUAUGCUCAUAGGCCAUGGAUUUAUCUCCUCAGGACUUUUUGCUUUGUGUGGUAUAAGAAGAGAGCUAACGCAUACUCGAAACUUAAAAAUAAUAAGAGGUGCUUGUCGUACCACCCCUAUCUUGACUUUUAUGUGGCUUGUUUUUAUCAUAAUAAACUUAGGAGUACCCCCUUGCCCUACUAUUAUUAGUGAAGUUUUAGCCGUAGUGAGAGUAAUCUCUGUGGGCCCAUGAAGGUUUUUGUUUUUAGUUGUUUACUUUUUUGCAAGAGGGGUAUACAGGUUUGCUUUAUACUGCCAGUUGGCUCACGGUCCAGUUCCGGAAGAUGAUAUUGUUAUGUUUGAAGAAGUCACUCCACGGGAUAUGCUUUCCGUCUUAUUUUUGUUUUACCCUUUAGUGGAGUUGUUAUUUAAGUGAGAUUUGUGAAGAAGUUUUUAA